Messenger RNA from Wasmannia auropunctata (little fire ant), 4116 nucleotides. RefSeq lists its product as uncharacterized. Gene Ontology annotation, molecular function: zinc ion binding; nucleic acid binding. Bases 1 to 4116 code for a protein of 1371 amino acids. Lineage: Eukaryota; Metazoa; Arthropoda; Insecta; Hymenoptera; Formicidae. The record is from RefSeq and is a predicted model, not a curated record. The transcript has a single exon. Gene Ontology annotation, biological process: DNA integration.
AUGUCCACAAGUGGUUCCGGUGGCUCACAAAAUCCGGCGAGGACAAGCUCCGGAUCUGGAAAUCUCGUUAAUGCACAAAACGUGAUUCAGAUUGAAAAUUUCGACCCGGCCAAGCAAACAUGGAAACGUUGGCUUCAACGUUUACAAGGAUCUUUCAAGGUGUUCAAAAUAACGGCGGAUGAUGAAAAAGUUGUGUACCUUCUACAUUACAUCGGAGUCGAGGCAUUCGGAGUUUUGUGUGAUCGAUUAGAUCCGGAUGACCCUUAUACUAAAUCGUUCGAUGAAUUGUGUAAUAAAUUGAGUGAAUUCUACGCCCCAGAGCCGUUGGAAAUUGCGGAAAUUUAUACAUUCCGCAAACGAAUGCAAAAAGAUGGUGAAGCAGCACAGGAGUACAUGGCUGCACUGCAAAAAUUGUCGUUGCAUUGCAAAUUCGGCAAUUAUUUAAAAACGGAGUUGCGGAACCAAUUUGUAUUUGAAAUUAAAAAUCCACGGAUCCAAGCCAGACUUUUGGAAUCAGUCGAUCUGACGAUGGAGAGAGCUCUUAAAAUUGCUUACGCUAUGGAGAUGGCAGACCAAGGAGUUCACCAGCUGAAGGACGAACCAGUGGCGGCAGUCGACUUCGUUGGAGCUGGGAGCAAAAAUAGGAAGAAGACGAACGAAAAGGAGCGCAAGAAGCAGCCGUUUGGGAAACCGGAGGCGAAGAAGACAUCGAAAGAGACGGGAAAUGCGAAACAAUUUAAAAAUAGUUUUAAAAAUAAUAAAACGAUAUGUUUUAGGUGUGGUGGAAAUCAUUUGGCGCCCGUCUGUUCUCUUCCUCGGUCGAUGAAGUGCUUGGAAUGCGGCGGUUAUGGUCAUUUGAAAAAGGUCUGCAAAAAGAAAGGUCAAACAAACUACGUAGAGGACAUUGCCGCUAUAGAAACAGCAUGCGAACACGCUAAACAUCGGUCGAAGUACACGGUCUCUCUCCAAGUAGAAAACAGGAAAAUAGAAUUUGAUGUGGAUUGCGGAGCGGCGGUGACCUUGGUGAGUCAGCAUUGGCUAAGUCAAAUGUUUCCGAAGCUAGAAAUUAUUAAAACUGAGUUGAAAUUGCGAUCGUAUUGUAGAAAAGAGUUCGUUCCAGUUGGAUAUGUAAAAGUAAAAAUUAGAGAUCUAAAUGCAUGGAAGUAUUUAAAUAUGUACGUAGUAAAAUAUGAUAGACAGCCACUUUUGGGUAGGGAAUGGAUGAAUCAGCUACAAACGUUUAAUAAAUUAAAAAAGAGUUUAGAAGAAAUUCAGUCAUUAAAUAUGGUAGAACAAUCUGGGAAUAGUCGUCUAAGCAGUUUAUUAGACAAAUAUGCAAACGUGACAAGUGAAGAUUUUUCUCCGAUUAAAAAAAUAAAAGCCCAGUUAAAUUUAAAAUCAAAUUCACAGCCAGUUUUUCUUCGAAGUAGACAAGUGCCUUUUCAAUUAAGAAAUAAAGUAGAAAACGAAUUAAAUAGAAUGGUGGAAGCGGGAAUAUUGAAGCCCGUAGAAGCGUCGAAAUGGGCAACCCCGAUAGUGCCAGUGUUAAAGAAAGAUUGCGGGGUAAGAAUAUGUGGAGAUUUUAGUGUCACGAUAAAUUCUUGUUUGAUAGUUGAUGAGCAUCCAUUACCGACCCAUGAUGAACUUUUUGCUAAAAUGGCUGGUUGUACGAUUUUUUCAAAAAUAGAUUUGAGACAAGCCUAUUUGCAAUUGGAAUUGAGGGAUGAAGAUAAAGAAAUUCUUACUUUAAAUACGUCCAAAGGGUUAUAUCAAUGCAACCGACUUAUGUAUGGAGUGGCGUCGGCGCCAGCGAUUUGGCAGAGGACGAUUGAAAAUAUUUUGAAAAAUAUUCCAGAUAUUACGGUUUUUCUGGAUGACAUUAAAAUUGCAAGUACAAACGUAGAAAAACAUUUUGAAAUUUUGGAAUUGGUUUUAAAUCGGCUAUCGGAAUAUAACGUUAGAAUUAAUUUAGAGAAAUGUAUAUUUUUAAAAGAUCAAAUUUCGUAUUUGGGUCAUAUUAUUGGGAAAGACGGUAUAAAAAAAGAACAAAAGAAAAUGGAAGCGGUAGAAAAGUUACCGAGACCGGGAAACGUUUCUGAAGUCCGAGCGUUCAUAGGUUUGAUUAAUUACUAUGGGCGAUUUAUAGAAAAUUUGAGUAAUAUUCUAAGACCAUUAAAUGAAUUAUUAAAGAAAAAUACGCGUUUCAAAUGGACUUCGGAUUGUGAGAACGCUUGGCGGCAGGCCAAACAAGCAUUUUGUAGUAAUAAAAUACUAGUUUCGUUUAACCCAACUUUGCCAAUCGUGGUGGCAACUGAUGCUAGUCCAUAUGGGGUCGGAGCAGUUUUGUCUCAUGUAUAUCCGAAUGGAACGGAACGAGUUAUACAAUAUGCUUCGUGUACAUUAAAUGAAACACAAAGAAAAUAUACUCAGAUUGAUAAGGAGGCAUAUGCCAUUAUUUUCGGUAUUAAAAAGUUUCAUAACUUCUUAUAUGGUAAGCAUUUUACGUUACUCACAGAUAAUAAGCCGAUUACGCAAAUUUUGAGUCCGGGUAAGGGUUUACCAGCAUAUAGUGCGAUGCGUAUGCAACAUUACGCGGUUUUCUUGCAAGGGUUUAAUUUUGAGAUAAAAUAUAGGAAAACUGAAAAUCAUGGCAAUGCGGACGGAUUGUCGCGACUACCAAUUAAGGAGAAUUUUAUGGCAAAUUAUGAUGCGCUUGAUGUGUACACAAUCGAUACGUUAAACAUGUUACCGGCUAAAGCGAGCGAAAUCAAAUUGGAAACUUCGAAAGAUUUAAAUCUUGCAAAGAUAGUAAAAGCAUUAGAAAAAGGCGAAAGUCUUAAAAGAUUUGGUUUGCAAGAUCACGAAUUCGCGCUAAAUAAUGGAAUUUUGUUAAGAAAAGAUAGAGUAGUAAUUCCAGAAAGUUUAAGAAAUAGAAUUCUUAAAGAAUUACACUUAGGCCAUAUGGGUAUUGUAAAAAUGAAAGGGUUAGCGAGAAAUUAUGUGUGGUGGCAAGGUAUCGACUUGGAAAUCGAAAAAACGGUUCGAAAUUGUAAAGAAUGUAGUCGCGUGCAAAAUAAUCCGAAGCCCGCGCCAUUGCAUCAUUGGGAGCCUACGGAGCAAGCUUUUCAAAGAAUUCAUAUGGACUUUGCGGGACCAUUUGCAGGUCAUAAUUUUUUAGUCUGUAUAGAUGCGCAUACAAAAUGGCCCGAAGUCUAUGUAAUGAAAAAUAUUAUAGCUACAACUACUAUUGAAAAAUGUCGUGAAAUUUUCUCUAGAUUCGGCCUGCCUAAAAUGCUAGUAACGGAUAACGGGAGAACAUUUAUUUCCCAAGAGUUUCAAAAUUUUAUUAAAGCAAAUGGAAUUAUCCAUAGAUGUACGGCUCCUUAUCAUCCGGCUACCAAUGGUGCAGCAGAAAGAUUUGUACAGACGUUGAAACAAUGGCUACGUAAAACUAACUUAACGAAAGAGAAUGUAAAAACUAGCGUUCAGAAGUUUUUGUUCCAUUACCGUAUCACUCCAAUUCCGGAAUUGAAACAAUCACCAGCUGAAAUUAUGUUCGGACGGAAUUUGCGUAACCGAUUAGAUUUAAUUUUCCCGAAGGAACUAGAAAUUAAGAAAGAAUCAAGGGAGUGUAAUGGAGCAAGAAAUUUUGAGAUAGGAGAUAAAAUAGUCGCUCGUGAGUAUCUGAAUAAAGAAUUGAAAUGGCGAGUCGGUAGUGUACAUCAAAAAUUAGGAAAGCUACAUUAUUUAAUAAAAUUAGAAAAUGGUAAAAUUUGGAAAAGACAUGUAAAUCAAUUACGUUCAAGCGAACAGGAUAGUAAUGAAAGUGAACCAAAUAAUAAAAUAGAUAUUUUUAAUUAUGCGAAUCCUGAAUUAGUUUUAAGAGAUUUGGAUUCUAAUGGAGAGAGACCGAGUACUUCAACGGAUGACGAGGGUUUGACUAACACCGCUCAAGCAUCGGCCGAGGUAGAGUCAGAGGCAGUUGCGUGCUCACAGGUACCAUUGCCUGUGGAGGAAAAUACAAAUUCACAUGCGAGCGAACUGGUUCGAAGCGAACGUCCUAAGCGAAAUAGAAAAGAACCAGAUCGGUACAGAGAUUACUUAUCUUCGUUUUAG